UCCAUCCUCACGCGCUCUCACGCUGCGUGAUCCCCAUCACAAACCGAGAGCUGAACCCAUGGAGUAGUAGUAGCAGCGGCAGCAGCAGCCUGCUCACAGUGGGGGAGUGCUCACGGCUUCCUUUCGCCCCCGUUUCUCUUCAUUUUAAUCGUCAAUGGAUUCUUCCUCUUUUCUCCCGGAUUCUGCCUCGUCUCACCGCGAGUGAGCCGCCGUGAGUCCCGACAGGAAGAGUCUCCCAACAGGAGACAAGAUGGCGUCCAACAACACCCUGCGAAGCUACUCCAUCAUACCAUGUUUCAUCUUUAUCGAGCUCGUCAUCAUGUCCGGGACGGUGUUGUUGGCCUACUACAUGGAGUGCACGGACCUGUUCAGCGUGCACGUGCAGGGUUUCUUCUGCAACGACGCAGAGCUGAUGAAGCCGUACCCCGGCGCGGAGGAGUCCAGUUUCGUCCCGCCGCUCAUCCUCUACUGCGUGGUCGCUGCUGCUCCCACGGCCAUCAUCUUCAUCGGAGAGGUCUCCAUGUACGUGAUGAAGUCGACGAGGGAAAGUCUCCUGGUGCAGGAGAAAACCAUCGUGACGGGAGACUGUUGUUACCUCAACCCGCUGAUCCGCCGCAUCAUACGCUUCAUAGGUGUGUUCGCGUUCGGCCUCUUCGCCACGGACAUCUUCGUCAACGCGGGCCAGGUGGUGACGGGCAGCCUCUCGCCCUACUUCCUCUCAGUCUGCAAGCCCAACUACACCGGCACCGAGUGCCGCUUUAAUCACCAGUUCGUCGUCAACGGCAACAUCUGCACAGGAAACCCGGUCGUCGUGGAGAACGCCCGCAGGUCGUUCCCGUCCAAGGACGCUUCGCUGAGUGUUUACUCCGCUGUUUAUCUGACGAUGUACAUCACCAGCACCAUCAAAACCAAGUCCAGCCGCCUGGCCAAGCCGGUGCUGUGUCUGGGAACGCUCUGCUCCGCCUUCCUCACCGGCCUCAACCGGGUCUCGGAGUACCGGAGCCACUGCUCAGACGUGGUGGCUGGAUUCAUACUGGGCUCGGCUGUCGCUCUGUUUCUGGGUAUUUGUGUCGUGAACAACUUCAAAGGCGUCCACAGUGCGGCGGUCAAACAGAAGACGGAAGACUACCGCGGUCUGCCGCUAAUGACUUUCCCACGCGUGGAGAGUCCUCUGGAGACGCUCAGCGCACAGAACCACUCGGCAUCCAUGACGGAGGUCACAUGACUAAGGGGGCAGCACCGGGUCACGUUUGCGUCUCCACAGCACUUCCAGACACAAUGACGAGGACGCAUGCCACGUGGCUCCGAAUGCUUCACACACACUGAGAAAAGAAACACGCCCCACUCCUGAUAUUAUAUCUGUUUCAUUCACCUACGUAAGAGGAGGGGGGGAGGGGCAAAGUCCACCAUGUUUGUAAUGGUUCUCAUCUAGUUGAGCUAUGCUCAGUUACGGCACACAGAUUAGCAUCAGAACAACGACAAAAAAAGAGAAACUCACAAAACAAAACUUAAGCACAGAUUAUUUUUGAAACCAUUUUGAAACAUGGGACAUUUCCUCCCCCCCUCCUUUUCCAGGUGUGUGGUUUGUAGUUAGAGGACAGUGUUUUGUACAUUUUGUAUGAGCGAGUGCUGUAGCCUAACCUGACGGUGUUACACCCGCACACUUCCUGUCAGCUGACUCACGUCUUAUUACAUCACAGCUGAGAAACACCCCCCCCCCCACGUCCGCCUGUCGGUCACCGCAUCCGUCGCCGCUCUCAGUCUGGGAAAAAAAAAAAUCUGUUGUGUAAAAAACAAACAUAAAAAACAGACCUAUCGAUGUUGUUGUUCCCGUGAUGUUUGUCCUUUGUACAGGAAAAAAAAAAAAAAAAAAAAGAGCGAAUCCUUUCUUUUGUUAUCUCACUGUACAUUAACUUGACCGUGUCAGGUCAGAUUUUGUAAAGAUUUUUGUUAAUCUGUAUGACUAUUAUGAUCCAUAUGGACCUGUUUGCCUGCUGUAAACCUGGAUAUGUUAUGGUAUCAGUUAAGUGUUUUUGGAGGGGUGGGAAAGACCCCUCUCUAUUUUGGAGGAAAUGAUGAGGAAGAGUCAGGAAAUGGGGUUCAGCUCUUGUAACGCCAUGUUAUCAGCCAUUUUGUGUGAAAAUAUGAUGCGUCGAAAGAAAGGCCCAAUUACAUUUGUACCCCUAGAGGUAAAAAAAAAAAAAAAGUGGUUAAAAUUUAACCCUACGAAGUGGGACACUCCUUCAAGAAGCAGGUGCGACACGUUUUUUUUUUUAUUCCUGGAGGUUCAUUUAAAAAAGCCGCUGUCAGCUGUUCAGCUGUUGUGUUUCCGCUUGUAUGAACUAAGAUAAUUAUAUACCUGUCUGAAGCAAAGUUGUCAGAAAACCUUGGGAACACUCGAGGAGCAGUUUGUGGCGCUUACAAGAGACCGCAAAUAAAGUUUUGUUGUGUUUAGCGUAGCUAAACCUGCUAAUGAAUGUUAUCUUACAGUUUCUUUGGAUUUGACUAAUAUGUGAAAAAAUGAUGUUAAACAGUGUUGGCUUCAUAAAGCUUUCCAAUGUUAGCCUUAUGAAGCUAACCAAUGUUAGCUUGACAACGGUUAGUUUCUUUGGCUCUGGCUAAUAUGGGAAAACAUCUCUUCAAGUCAACCAAAAUUAGCUUCCCAAAGCUUAUACAGUUAGCCUUAUGAAGCUAACCAUUAUGAGCUAUAUGACAGUAACAUUAGUUGCUUUGGAUUCGGAUAAAAUGGGAAAAAUCUCAUACAGCUAGCCAAUAAUGGCUCUAGGAAGCUAACCAAUGUUAGCUUAAUGAGUGAAACGUUUAGUUUCUUUGGAUUUGGCUAGUAUGGGAAAACAUCUCUUUAAGUUAACAGCAUUAGCUUCGUAAAAAUGUCCAUUUAUUCCAUCAUUAGCUUUAUAAGGGUAACAUUAGCUUCUUUAGUUUGGGUUAAUCUGGGAAAAAUCUCGUACAGCUAACCAAUAAUAGCUCUGUGAAGCUAACCAACGUUAGCUUUGUGACUGUAACAUUUGUUUCUCUGGAUUUGAUUAAAUGUAAAUGGAAUUCUUUUCACCCCAACCCUCGACAAGAACAAGAACACAUGAACGUGUAAAACAGAGAAGGGCUAAGUGGUCGGGGCUGAGGGUGAAAUGGGUUUGAGCCAACGUUUGUUUCACCCCAAUUUCCUGAUUCAUUGUGAUGUUAAUAGAUGUUGCUGUACAGAAAUGUCCGAUGGGGCUCGCAGCCUGUGCCAGGUCUACCUUAGAAAUUCUCAUUUUUAAGAUAUGAUGGGGGGGUAAAAGAGAUACAAAAGCUUUUUGGAGUGAAACUGAGUUAUUAACUUGCCCCCUGACUGGCCCUUUAAAGAAAACAAGGCUAAUGACUCCUGCUUCACUUUUCCUCCUCGAGGUCUCUCUCUCUCUCUCUCUCUCUCUCUCUCUCUCUCUCUCUCUCUCCUUGUCCCUGAGCCUCCGGUGGAUUGUGAUGCAAUGUUGUGACUCCAUUUCCUAUUGGAAGAUACAGUUUGCCCCAGCAUGAAGAGAGAAGUCGAGAUGUUUUAUAAAUAUUCCUGAUUUGAAUAACGCUCAUUAUCAUUGUGAUUAUUAUCAUAUUUUACUUUGAGAGCAAAAGAAGAAGCGUUUCGUUUUGAAAUGCUGCAUAUAUUUUAUUUUUUUUCUUGGUUUGUCCACAAAUUAAAUAGUCAGUAGCAACAA
Solea solea (common sole) is the source of this 3710-nucleotide messenger RNA. It is a transcript of the gene plppr1, whose product is annotated as phospholipid phosphatase related 1. The record is from RefSeq and is a predicted model, not a curated record. Lineage: Eukaryota; Metazoa; Chordata; Actinopteri; Pleuronectiformes; Soleidae. Bases 251 to 1225 code for a protein of 324 amino acids. Gene Ontology annotation, molecular function: phosphatidate phosphatase activity. The transcript has 8 exons. Gene Ontology annotation, biological process: phospholipid metabolic process; signal transduction; phospholipid dephosphorylation.